AUGCAUUCCCCGAAGAGUCCAUCCCCCGAAAGGUCCAUUCCCCGAAAAGUCUUCCCCGAAAAUUCCUUCCCCGAAACUGCAUUCCCCGAAAAGCCCCGCUCCCUGGGAGGGCAGCCGACCAAACUGCGCAAGAUUUGUCAGAAAGUCAUCAUGCCCAGAUCGCAGCGACGAUCCUGCUACAAACGAGGCUAUCACAAGAUCGAUCCUGACAUCGAGUACGAAGUAAGUCGUUUAUAAAAUGUAUUUCGAUACCCCAACAGUACUUUGUCAUGCACUUCAUCGUGUUUUUUGCCAUGUUUAAAGUUAUUUUUAAUAGCUUUUUAUUAUUAUAAUAUGCAUAAUAUACGUUGCCUAAACAUCACUGUUUUGCCUUUUGUGAUCUCUGAGUCUCUUUCUUGAGGCAAGAAUAUUAAAACCCUUGAAAAAUGAAACAAUACCUACAAGUUUCAUUUAGCUCUCGACAGAAAGAACCAAGAAUGUUCCGCCAGAUAGACAGAUAUUAAUUAAAAUGGACACCAAUGACUACUCGGAAAGUAACCGAACUGUAAACGAGAUUCAGCAGAUGAAUUUGGCCUUCGAAGAGAAACUUACAGUAAUCCGACACACUCUCGACGAGCUAGAAUAA
Bursaphelenchus okinawaensis is the source of this 625-nucleotide messenger RNA. The record is from the annotation of a GenBank genome assembly. Lineage: Eukaryota; Metazoa; Nematoda; Chromadorea; Rhabditida; Aphelenchoididae.